AAAAAAGCCAUCGCAGCAGUAUGUAGAGACUGGAGGAAGCACAGCUACACGCUCCUCUUUCGCCAUAUUGUCAUUCGACGCGUUAGGCAACUCGAACUCCUUUUGGAUGUUCUUGAUCAGAGUCGUUCCAAAUCUGCGUCGAGAUUCGCGGCUUGCGGUCUGGGAUGGUGGGUAACGCACAUCAAGUUCCACUCGUUCCAGGGCGUACUCGAGUCACACAUCAGACGACUUGUCACCUGUUGUCCUCGUCUCCAAGUGUUCAUUGAUGCGGCCCCAUACGGUUUUCGUGAAGUAGCUAAUGGUUACAUUUUCCGAUCUCUCCAGCCCAACUCCUCCAUCAAGUCAUUGGAAUGGGUUUUUGGGGGACCGGACAUACAGCUUCUUCAAGAGUUCCCAACCAUUAUGAAUAAUUUACUCUCUAUUCGCUGUAUGACUUUCCAAUUUGCUGCUGAUUCUUCCCUUCACACUUCCCUCACCUUCUCUUGUCUGAAAAAUCUCGAACUUUUCCUUUCACCCGAAACCUUCCCUUCCCUCACGCAUCUCACCCUCCGAACUCCCACGGGUAGAACUAGUGUCUCCGCAGAAGGCAUCCGAGCUCUUAUUUCGUUUCUUGAAAAGUUUGGAGCGCAGCUUAAGGUCCUUACAUUGCGCAUCUGCCCUGGCGAUGAUAUGUCAUGGGACGACUUUGCGGAGAACGCUCAGCUCGACGACCUUGAGGAACCGACUUCGGAUAGGAUAAGCAUCCCUCGGAUUCUUGCGUUGUGUCCUAAUGUGGAUGACAUAAUCUUUUCGUCACGUUGGCUCGGUGUCCAUCGGGACGGGCGAUUUUCACCCUCUUCGUACAGCCACCAACCUACAGGUCGUCGUUAUUCAGGCUGGAGACACCCUAAUGUCAAGCGAAUUGGGCACUAUUAUCCAUGGGAGAGUCCGCAUUCGCGUGGUAGAGCACUCCGUGAUGGGAUUGACGAAUCUAUGCCAAUGUUACCCAACAUGACGCGCCGACAGUGCAUAAUCGACCACGAGCUUAGCAUCCUCAUCGGAUCGAUCCCCCCUGUCCGCGACGCGUACCCCUCUAAGGAACCGCGACGAUCUUUCCCGGGUCUACAAUCUAUCCACUUACUCGACGCGGAUCCUACCGAGAUGUUUGACUCCGACGCACCCUUCGACGAUCUCCCCUUUUCCCGUGGAUCUUCUCCUCCCACACGCUCGCGAUCGCCUGGUCCACUCUCGUUGUAUUCUCGUGUGAGGGAUGUGCCUGUAACGCUUGACGAACGUACAUUCUGGCGGGCAUGGAGCGCUCGGUGUUCUAACAAAAAUGUCAAACUGGUGGAUGGUGAUGGGAAGAUUGUGUCGAGAUACAAGGCGAAUGGGGAUGUAAUGGGUGGUGGUGGUGGUGGACACUACUACAACGGCAACUAUCCUGCUGGAGGGGGAGAGGCAGAUGAUGAUUUUUCUGUCAGUGGAAGAGUGGGGAGGGCUUUGAUGAGAACACUUUCGGGUGGAAGAGAUUCUGAUGAUGGUCGGAGGGUAGAUGGUAUUUUGGACUGGAUUAGGAACUUUAGCUGAUGGUGGUGUUGAAUUGAACCUUGCCUCUUUUUCUUUCUUUCUUGUGCACGCUGGUUAUCCUUCGC
Messenger RNA from Cantharellus anzutake, 1631 nucleotides. RefSeq lists its product as uncharacterized. The coding region runs from base 403 to 1566 and encodes 387 amino acids. Lineage: Eukaryota; Fungi; Basidiomycota; Agaricomycetes; Cantharellales; Hydnaceae. The transcript is spliced from 3 exons. The record is from RefSeq and is a predicted model, not a curated record.